Molecule: messenger RNA, 3289 nt
Organism: Trichoplusia ni (cabbage looper)
Lineage: Eukaryota; Metazoa; Arthropoda; Insecta; Lepidoptera; Noctuidae
Gene: Grip91
Product: gamma-tubulin complex component 3 homolog
Exons: 18
Coding region: 310-2832 (840 amino acids)
Biological process (GO): cytoplasmic microtubule organization; microtubule nucleation; meiotic cell cycle
Cellular component (GO): spindle pole; centrosome; equatorial microtubule organizing center
Molecular function (GO): gamma-tubulin binding; microtubule minus-end binding
Source: RefSeq, a predicted model, not a curated record
GUAACACUAAAAAUAACUGCCAAAUUAAAUUGACAAGCUCAAUUUUUGUUCUUGGUCGUUUAUUUUAUUUCGUAUUCCCACAAGUAAAUUAUUCUUCUUCUUGUUAUGUAUCUACAAUCAAACAUGAGUUGGAUUCCUUGAGAUAUCAGACAAGAAUUUUGCUGUUUAAGAAUUUCGUGAAAAUACUUAGUGGAAUCCUAACAUUAUUAUGAAAAUUUGUAAAUAGUGUGAUGCUUACAGUGUUUUGCCAUCUACAAAUAGAAUUAAAACAGAUAAUAUUGUACUUAGAUGAGGCAAUAUUAAAGUAAAAUGGACCUGACGUCAAGUAAUCUCUCUGGACUACUUCAAAAAUUGUGUGCAGGAUUGUCACUAGAUCCAGAUGGUGCAUAUGAGCUUGCAGUUUCAUAUCUAUCAUCAACUGGAGAGAAAACUCGUACUGUUCAAGAUGAGAGACUGCUUUGUCAGAAAAUCCAAUCCCGACUGGCCAGUGUGUCUGCAAGGGAUGCAGAUAAAUUCAGUGAAUAUUAUUCAAAACUAAAAAAUUCUUUUAUUUUAAAGCAGCGAGUAUCAGUCCUGGCUCUACUGUUGGCCCUGUCGGAAACACCUCAAGAGUCAGCGUCUACACAGCAGCUGUUCCCCAUACCUCAUCUUGCUGCUACUAAAUCAGCGACCGGUAUCUGUGGCAGUGCCUCAAGUACAAGUAAAAGUACCAUUGGCUCUGUGAGCUGGGGCAGUCAUGCAGUCAAGCAGCCGGGCUCCAACCAAAGCCUACCGUCCAAUAACAGUAACAUGGCUGUUGUACUACAAUCCACGGACCGAACUAACGAGCGAACAUGCGUGCGCGAGGCUGUGCUAGCGGCGACGGGUGUGCGCUCGCGGGGCGCAGGCGCCGCUCCGCGCCCGCAACAAACAUUGCACGCACGUAUCGCGCAUCUCGGCUUCCUACACGACCGACUGAAGGAGUUUAUCGACCCUACCUCUGGUCUAAUGCCACAAGGUCUAAUGGGAGAAGGACUUGUAGCAUCGAUCAGAGAUGAGCUUACUGAAUAUUACCGCAGCGUCGCCCUUCUGCAGUCCCAGGCAUGUGAGGGUGACGGCGGUGGUGGCACUCUACGCAGGGUGUGCGUUUGGGCUCAAGAGCCACUCCAUCGCCUAACUUGGCUCGCCAAUAUUGCACAUGCAGCGCAUCACAAGAAAGGCGGUGAGCUAGCGUCCUGCGUUCACAGGUUCGUCCGUCACGGAGACGAGCGCGUGGCGAUGCUUGCUCGACGACUGUUGACCGCGCUCACAUAUCCGCUCCUCCUUAUGCUAACACGGUGGCUUCUCCAUGGAGAGAUUGACGACCGUUUCAACGAAUUUUUUAUUGAGAGCAGAAGUGGAGUGCCUAUUGAUCGAAUGUGGCAUGACAAAUAUCGAGUCAGGGAAUGGAUGGUGCCUACGUUCAUGUCUCGUGAGCAGGCGGCGCAGAUCUUGGCCACGGGCAAGAGCGUGGUGUUUAUGCGCGAAGCUUGCCAGGACGAGCCCGCCGGCACCAGUGAUCACGCUCAACAUCUGCAGGCGCUGCUCAAACCACAUACAGGUACAGAGCUGUGCACAGGCGGGGAGCGCUCGACGGAGGGCUGCGCGUGGUGGGAGGCGGCGGGGCUGCGCGAGGGCGUGGCGGCGGCGCACGCGGCCGCGUCCGCGCGCCUGCUGGCCGCGCUCACCACGCACCACCACCUGCUCGACCACCUGGCCGCGCACCGCCGCUACCUGCUGCUGGCGCAGGGAGACUUCGUGCACCAUCUCAUGACGCUACUGCAGGACGAGUUAAAUAAACCGGCGACAUCGCUGUAUGUACAUAAUUUGACGUGCACUCUGGAGGCAGCGGUGCGCGCCACUAACGCACAGUUCGAACCGCAACACGUACUAGCCCGGCUUCACGUCAAUUUGUAUCCUAACUGCGACGGUCGCGAUGACUGCGGUUGGGACGUGUUCGCACUCCAGUAUCGCGUGGACGGCCCGCUAGGCACGCUGUUCCCGGCCACAUGCGCGGCUCGCUACCGUGCGCUAUUCACGCAGCUGUGGCGCGUCAAACGCAUCGAGUAUGGACUGCACGACGCUUGGCGCGAACAUGCUAUCUUACAGAAGAGGCUUAAGUAUAUGCCAGAGGUGUGGAGCCUGAUGCGGCGCGUGUCGUGCCUGCGGCUGGAGGCGCUGCGCCUGAUGGGCGCGCUGCAGGAGGCGGGCGGCGUGGGCGCGGAGCCGGCCUGGCGCGCGCUGCUGGCCGCCGCCGCCGAGCGCGCCGACCUCGACACGCUGCUGCGGCUGCACCAUCACGCGCUCGACCGCCACUCCAUACACGCCAUGAUACACCACACCACGCAGGAACUCCAGUCGUACUUGGGUAACGUGCUGAACGAAACUUUAGCGCUGCGGAGCUUCGAGUCCACCCUCCACGCCGGCAUCAACACCGAGCUCGAACGAAGAGAUCGACUCGAACAGUUGAAGGCAGAGAGAUUAGGACGCGGUGAGUACGCGUUCACAGCGGCUGACGAGGCCCAAGAUAAGGAAAAACGGAAAAUUUUCCACCAGUUUCUGGCAAGUCGGAAAGCUGACCUCAAUGUUUGGGCUCGCACGUACAGGGGUCAUGUGACGACGUUGAUACUGAAGCUGGCACUGCACGCCGAGGUGUCGCUGCAGACGCUGGCCUUCCGCCUCGACUACAGCGACUUCUACAAGCGCGGCGACGCCAAGCUGCACGAGCCGCUCACCUACCAGCACAAACGACUCAGCGAGAUCGGACUUAAUUUAGCAAAGAGCAAACUAACAGAUCGGACCAAGAAAAAAUGACAAGUAGUGUCAUUGGAGUGUUCCGCCCCAGUCUCGUUCAGACUCAGCUGUGCGCGCUCCUACACCGCGCAGUGCUAACGUCUACUUCCAAAAUAAAAGUAAUCUCAUUCUUAUUGUAUAAUUCCGUUUUUAUAAUUUGAUUUCUCGGUGCAAUUUCCGUUACAGAAAAUAAUUUUGCUGUGUUAUUUUAAAAACUAUAAACUACACUUGUAUAUUUCUCGGUGACAAAUGUUUGAGUAUAGCAAACGCGAACUUCUUGUUAGUUGAGAGGUUGGAAAAGUCACUGAUGUCCGCCAAUGUCAUUAACAUUUGUCACCAAUUAAAUAUAUAGCCUUUGUCUCUCUACUCAUUGUAUGCCCUUCCUAACUUGUGGGGAUGUUUAAAUAAUACUAUUACACUAACGCUCUCUAUAAGUCAUUAUGUGCCAUUAUUGCCACAUUAUACAUUUAUUAACUAA